Molecule: messenger RNA, 5138 nt
Organism: Chelonoidis abingdonii (Abingdon island giant tortoise)
Lineage: Eukaryota; Metazoa; Chordata; Testudines; Testudinidae
Gene: TCF4
Product: transcription factor 4
Biological process (GO): regulation of transcription by RNA polymerase II
Cellular component (GO): chromatin; transcription regulator complex
Molecular function (GO): protein dimerization activity; DNA-binding transcription factor activity, RNA polymerase II-specific; RNA polymerase II cis-regulatory region sequence-specific DNA binding
Source: RefSeq, a predicted model, not a curated record
CCCUCCUCCCCUCCUCUCGUCAUUGUCUGUAAUAGACGACGCGGCGGCAGCAAGCAGCAACGUGCAGCGGCGGCGGCAGCAAGUAGCUCCUUCUCUUUAUAAACCCCGCCGUAUUGCCCGGAUGUGAAUGGAUUACAAUGUAUCUUUCAGGGAAACAUAUUAUUACCAAUGUCUCCAUGGGGGAGUCGAUGAUGAUGAGGAGCGAUCUGUAAACUUGGAACAAGUUUAAGACUUUAAAAAAAAAAAAUAGCCGAGGAAGGACAGAGGGAACACAUCCCACGACCACCACCAAGAUUUGUAAUAGUUUGUGAAUAACCAUGUGUUUAUAAACACAAAAGAGGGAAAAGUUACUUGGAUUUUUUUGGCUGGCUUUUAUUUUUGUUCUGUUUGGGUGGGAAGAUUUUGUGACACUUCUUUCGUGGUGGUGAAUCCAAAAAACAAAAACAAAGCCAGGUGUAGAGUUCGUUUAAAUCGCUGAAUAACCCUGGACCAGGACUGAGAACCAGUUAAAGUACUUUUUUUUGUUUUGUUGUUGUUUUGGGAGGGGGGUGUCAAACCUAUGUGAGCUAAUAAAGCACUUGCGCAGAAGAUUUCUCUCUUUAAAAUAGAUAUAUAUUUCCUUGGACUAUUGUGAACAUAUUUGUGGCCAUUAAGGUUUGUGUGAUUUUGCUAAAAUGCAUCACCAACAGCGAAUGGCUGCCUUAGGGACGGACAAAGAACUGAGUGAUUUACUGGAUUUCAGUGCGAUGUUUUCACCUCCUGUGAGCAGUGGGAAAAAUGGACCAACUUCUUUGGCAAGUGGACAUUUUACUGGCUCAAAUGUAGAAGACAGAACUAGCUCAGGGUCCUGGGGGAAUGGAGGACAUCCUAGUCCAUCCAGGAACUAUGGAGAUGGGACUCACUAUGAUCACAUGGCAAGCAGGGACCUUGGGUCACAUGACAAUCUCUCUCCUCCUUUUGUCAAUUCCAGAAUACAAAGUAAAACUGAAAGGGGGUCAUAUUCAUCAUAUGGAAGAGACUCAAAUUUACAGGGUUGCCACCAGCAAAGUCUCCUUGGAGGUGACAUGGAUAUUGGCAACCCAGGAGCUCUCUCACCCACCAAACCUGGCUCUCAGUACUAUCAGUAUUCUAGCAAUAACCCCCGAAGGAGGCCUCUUCACAGUACUUCUAUGGAAGUACAAACAAAGAAAGUUCGAAAAGUUCCUCCAGGUUUACCAUCAUCAGUUUAUGCCCCGUCAGCAAGCACUGCUGACUACAAUAGGGAUUCACCAGGUUAUCCAUCCUCAAAACCAGCAGCCAGCACUUUUCCUAGCUCCUUCUUCAUGCAAGAUGGUCAUCACAGCAGUGACCCAUGGAGCUCCUCCAGUGGGAUGAAUCAGCCUGGUUAUGGAGGAAUGUUGGGCAAUUCUUCUCAUAUUCCACAGUCUAGCAGCUACUGCAGCCUGCAUCCACAUGACCGUUUGAGCUACCCGUCACACUCCUCAGCAGACAUCAAUUCCAGUCUUCCUCCGAUGUCCACUUUCCACCGUAGUGGUACAAAUCAUUACAAUGCUUCUUCCUGCACGCCACCUGCUAAUGGAACAGACAGUAUAAUGGCAAACAGAGGAAGUGGGGCAGCAGGCAGCUCUCAGACUGGUGAUGCACUCGGGAAAGCACUUGCCUCUAUCUAUUCUCCAGAUCACACCAACAACAGCUUUUCAUCAAAUCCUUCAACUCCUGUUGGUUCUCCCCCUUCUCUCUCAGCAGGCACAGCUGUUUGGUCUAGAAAUGGAGGGCAAGCAUCAUCAUCUCCCAAUUAUGAAGGUCCCUUACACUCUUUGCAAAGCCGGAUUGAAGACCGUUUGGAAAGACUGGACGAUGCUAUUCAUGUUCUCCGGAACCAUGCAGUGGGGCCUUCAACAGCCAUGCCUGGUAGUCAUAGCGACAUGCAUGGAUUAAUAGGGCCUUCUCACAAUGGAGCAAUGGGAGGUCUUGGGUCAGGAUAUGGGACAGGCCUUCUUUCAGCCAAUAGACAUUCACUAAUGGUUGGAGCUCAUCGUGAAGAUGGUGUCGGUCUGCGUGGCAGCCAUUCGCUUGUGCCAAAUCAGGUUCCAGUUCCACAGCUACCAGUUCAGUCUGCUACUUCCCCUGAUUUAAAUCCACCCCAAGAUCCAUACAGGGGUAUGCCAACUGGACUGCAAGGGCAAAGUGUAUCUUCAGGCAGCUCUGAAAUCAAAUCUGACGACGAAGGAGACGAAAACCUUCAGGACACAAAAUCUUCUGAGGACAAGAAACUAGAUGAUGACAAGAAGGAUAUCAAAUCAAUUACUAGGUCAAGAUCUAGCAAUAACGAUGAUGAAGACCUUACACCAGAGCAGAAGGCAGAGCGAGAGAAGGAAAGGAGAAUGGCCAACAAUGCUCGUGAGCGCCUACGCGUGCGUGACAUCAAUGAGGCUUUCAAGGAAUUGGGCCGGAUGGUACAACUCCAUCUGAAGAGUGACAAGCCCCAAACUAAACUCCUGAUUCUACACCAGGCUGUGGCUGUCAUCCUCAGCUUAGAACAACAAGUCAGAGAAAGGAAUCUGAACCCUAAAGCAGCAUGUCUGAAAAGAAGGGAAGAAGAGAAAGUGUCUUCAGAUCCCCCUCCACUUUCCUUGGCAGGACCCCAUCCUGGGAUGGGAGAUGCAUCCAAUCAUAUGGGACAGAUGUAAAAAGGUCCAAGUUGCCACAUUUCUUCAUUUAAACAAGAGACCACUUCCUUAACAGCUGUAUUAUCUUAAUCCCACAUAAACACUUCUCCUUAACCCCUUUUUUGUAAUAUAAGACAAGUCUGAGUAGUUAAGAAUCACAGACGCAAGAGAUAUCAGCAUUCCCGAUUAUUAAACAAAAGCAAAAAGUGCAACUUGAGGGACGACUCUCUUUAACAUAUCAUUCAGAAUGUUUAAAGCAGUAUGUUACGAGCUGUAAAUGCACAGCCUAGAGACUGAAUGGCAAUCUUCUCCACACUGUGGGACAAUGCAUUUGUGCCUAAACUUCUUUUGGAAAAAAAAAUAUAAUUAAUUUGUAAGUCUGAAAAAAAAAUAUUUAAUUUAAAAUUGUAAACUUGCAAUAAUGAAAAAGUGUACUUCUGAAGAAAAAAAUGAACGUUUCUGUUGGUGUGCUAGACAGCUAGUGUUUAUACUUACUGGAUAGUAAAAGGGAAGCUUUGCUGCCCAGAUAUUUACAAAACCAGCAAACGUCCUAAUGAAAACUGAAGUGAUGACAUUAGCCAUUCCUUAGGGUAGGAGGAACAGAUGGAUCUUAUAGACCUAUGACAAAUAUAUAUAUAUAAAUAUAUAUAUAAAUAUAUAUUAAAAAUUUAGUGAAUAUGGUAAGCUUUUGUUCAUUUGUUUCAGACUUUUUUGCUCCUGUAAAAAAAUAGUACUGAUUAACUUUUUUAAAAAGAAGAUUUUACUGUAAAUAACGAUUUUUUGGUCUUAUUUCUGUCCCGCUCCCCUGUUUUUGUUAUUGUAACCUGUAGUGCCAACUCUGUCUCUGGAGGGGUAGUGCAGGCUGAAAUGCUGACCCUGACAUUGCUUCUCAUUCAUAAGUAGGUAGAGAGUUGUUUCUCCAGUCUUUUAGGAACACAGGACUUUAAAGUCUCAUCAUGUGUAGAUAUUACAGGCUGCAUUACUGAGACGUGGCAAAAUGAGUUUGUCUGAAUCAUAAUGUUGCUCUUGUUGACCCUAUUCUGGGAUUUUCAGAGGUACAAGGUUAGAAUGCUACAAUGUUACCACUGUGCCUUCCAAUGUUUAUAUCAUCAGAAACAUUACAUAAUCAAAGUGGCUGUGAUUUAACAAAUCAAUUAAAGUGUUACCUAUGUGUGUAGCCUAAAUAGUGUGCAGUGAGGCGUUUCUGAAUACAUGGUCAGAUUUUUUGGGGGGUGGGGCAAAACCAUCAAUUGGGAAAAUUGCAAGCAGUGUGACCGAUUUGAUUGACUUCCUUUUUUCAUUCUUUUCUUGUUUUCAAGUGGAUUACUUAAAUGUAGACCACUUGCUGCCUCCUCCUUCAUUUGCAAAAUGCCAAUAUUCAGUCAUCAUGCAACAUUAUAACAAGCCUUAUGAGUCCUAAAGCAUUAAGUUGCACUUUCUUGAGGAGGGGGUAAGUGGGUGGUACAGUAUUUCUCUGGCCAGUAUGAAUGAAGUUUUUACUUAACAUAUUUAAUAGUAAUGUAGAUCAAACUAUGGCACAGCAACUCAUCAGACAACUAGCUUUGAAGUCUGGGCACAACUGAACCAACUUCCAUAGUGGAUCUUAUAAUGAUUGACUUUGGUGUACAGUACAAUUAACAGAUAGUGCUCCUAGUUAAGUAUUUGUCAGCAUCCUUUUGUCUCUAAUUCUAGUUUCUAUUUUUACAGCCACACAAACCUGGCAUGUAUUUUAAAUAAAAUCUCCCUGUUCAAGUAGAUUUUCCACCUAUCAGCACUGAGUAAAUGCCAUAAAUCCAUCAAAACGGUCUAAAUGUUCCAUCUGUUCUCCUGUUUUGCCAGUUAUAUAGUAAUGAAAAAUACAUUUGUAAAUUUUAUGCAACAAAUGGCAAGCGUAUCAUUAUUUUGAAAUCGUGUAUGUAAAAGUUAUAUUUUUACAUGUAGACUCUUGUUAUUAUGUGUUUUAAUACAUUGUAUCAGUUUUUUGUUUAAAAACAAUCUUGUGUGGUUGAAAAAAGUCUCAUUUAAAUGAAAUAGUGAGAUACAAGAAUCUGAAUUUUAUGUUUGUUUCUGAAAACGUAAAGAACAAAUAUGAUAGUUAACAUGUGAUCACCUACAUACCCAUAAACAUUUUGAUUAGCUGCGUGCGUGUUGAAACCUGUAAAUAUGUUUAGUAGUGGGAAAAUUUAAAAUGCUUUGAUUUGUUGAUAAGUUUCUCAAAUGUGGAGGUGGAUUACGCCAUUAGGUAUACACAAUAGAGCAGCAGGGACAAGGUUUAAUUCAGAAUUACAAAUGAAUAUUAUUUUUAAAAUGCUGGACUUUUAACAGGCCUGGUUUAUAUGAAAAUGGGUGUGACAAAGAUUAAUCUCACUCAUUGUUAAUGAUAACUAUGCUUUUGAGUGCUGGAAUAAAUUGCCUAGGGAGGUUGUGGAAUCUCCAUCUCUGGAGAUAUUUAGGAGUAGGUUAGAUAAA